AGCCCAGCCCAAACUUUGGUUUUGGCAGCCCCUUCUUGUUCCAUCUGCAGGAGCAGCACGACGGCAGCCUCUCCACUCCACCGUCGCCUCCCCACUCUCUCUUUUUACACGAUUUUCCGACGCCGCCGCCGCCUCUCCCUCCCUCUCUUGGUAUCAUCCAUUCAACCUAAUCAGGUAACUUUUCAACGAUUGAUGACGUUCACGCCCCCCCUCCUCUGUCUCUUGGCAAGCCCAAUCAAUCUCAAAUCGGUGAAAAUCCAAGUGACCCAUUUGGUCUAAAACCCACUUUGUUUGGAAUAUCGGUUCGGUUGUUCAACCGAACCCAUGUUCACUCCUCCCAGCGACUCACUUGAAAUUUGCAUUUGAGCAGCAGUUUUCCAAUGGCAAUUCGGGGGUUUUCGAGGUCGAAACUACCAAUUUUUGCUUCGGUAUUCCUUCGAGGUCUAACGAGGAGACCCAUAAGAGAUAUUCCAUUACCAGUGAAAUCGAAGAUUACCGGGUUUCAGCCGGAUUCGAGCCGACCCAUAUGCGGAUUCCGGCCUUAUCACGACGGAAGGCCGCGGGGACCCCUUUGGAGAAGCCGGAAGGCAAUUGGGAAAGAAGCGCUUUUCGUUAUUCAGGGAUUGAAGAGAUUCAAGGAAGACGAAGAGAAGCUCCAGAAGUUCAUGAAGAGUCAUGUUUCGAGGCUCCUGAAAUUGGAUAUGAUUUCUGUGCUUGGUGAGCUUGAGCGGCAGGAAGAGGUUGCUUUAGCCGUCAAGAUAUUUAGGUUGAUUCAAAAGCAAGACUGGUACAAGCCCGAUGUCUUUAUGUAUAAAGACUUGAUCAUCGCGUUAGCCGGAAGUAAAAAGAUGGAUGAUGCAAUGGAAUUAUGGGAGAGCAUGAGGAAGGAGGAUUUAUUCCCCGACUCUCAAACGUAUACCGAAGUCAUCAGAGGUUUCUUGAGGUAUGGAUCGCCUUCUGAUGCAAUGAACAUAUAUGAGGAUAUGAAGAAGUCUCCAGAUCCACCAGAUGAGUUGCCAUUCAGAAUUUUGCUGAAGGGACUUCUGCCACACCCCCUUUUGAGAAAUAAAGUAAAGCAAGAUUUUGAGGAGCUCUUUCCUGACCAGAAUGUCUACGAUCCCCCAGAAGAGAUUUUCGGCCUACGUUGAGGGAAUUAACACAUUCCUCAGUUUGUCGACGAACAUUCCCCUCUGCUGAAAGCAAAACCAAGCAAGGGAAGAUUGAUGAUAUGAAAAUGCAAGGAGAUGGAGAAGUUAUUAAUAUGGUGUUCCUCGAAGCGGUCGACUCAGAUUUGGAUUCAAAUGAAGGUGUUGUCUUUUAGGGAAGUGAGUGUACCUUUGCCCAGAAAUGUCUAUUUUACCAAUGAAUAUGAACACCACAGAGAGGUACAAAUUGCCAUUGAUGUCUCCCUUAAGGGGGAUUCUU
Messenger RNA from Momordica charantia (bitter melon), 1425 nucleotides. RefSeq names its product Pentatricopeptide repeat (PPR) superfamily protein. Lineage: Eukaryota; Viridiplantae; Streptophyta; Magnoliopsida; Cucurbitales; Cucurbitaceae. Gene Ontology annotation, molecular function: protein binding. The record is from RefSeq and is a predicted model, not a curated record.